This is a messenger RNA of Pyrus x bretschneideri (Chinese white pear), 2205 nucleotides long. RefSeq names its product wall-associated receptor kinase-like 20. Lineage: Eukaryota; Viridiplantae; Streptophyta; Magnoliopsida; Rosales; Rosaceae. The transcript has 3 exons. The coding region runs from base 58 to 1923 and encodes 621 amino acids. Gene Ontology annotation, biological process: protein phosphorylation. Gene Ontology annotation, molecular function: protein kinase activity; ATP binding. The record is from RefSeq and is a predicted model, not a curated record.
UACUAAACCCCCAUCACUUCCCCAACCGCAUUUUCCAGCGCAAUCACUUCUCAAAAAAUGGCCUCUCCGCCCACCCUCCUCCUCUCCGCCGCGCUCCUACUAACCUCCGCCUGGUGCGUACUAUCCCUCCAGCGCUGCCCAGACUGCGGCACCACCACCGUCCCCUACCCCCUCAGCACAUCCUCCACGUGCGGCGACCAGUCGUACAAGAUCCGCUGUUCCGCGGGCUCCCUCCUCUUCGACACCCUCAACAACUCCUACCCAAUCGAAUCCGUCUCCCCUGCCUCCCAGCGACUGGUCCUCCGCCCCUCCGCCUUCCUCCCCAACACCUGCAUCGCAACCGAUAUAGUCCACGAGGGCCUCCAGCUCAGCAACUCCCUCCCCUUCAACGUCACCAGCAGCAACACCAUCCUCUACCUCAACUGCACCGACACCCUCCUCCGAUCGCCGCUCAACUGCACGGCGUCGAGCCUCUGCCACACGUACAUCAAAGGCACCGGAUCGGUGGGCUCUUGCAAGGAAUCGCUGUGCUGCACGUUUCGGGCGGGCGGGUCGUCGACGUCGUACAUGAUCCGGGUCAGAGACUCGGGUUGCAGCGCGUACACCAGUUUCGUGAACUUGGAUCCGGGUUUGCCCGUUGACCGGUGGCCCGAACCGGGAGUGGAGCUACAGUGGGCAUCGCCAAGGGAGCCCGUGUGUGGGACGCAGGCGGAUUGUGAGGGGAUGUCCACUUGUGGGUCCGACCCUGCUGUCGCUGGGGUCAGAAGGUGCUUUUGCGACUCUGGCUUUACGUGGGACCCGGUUCAAGGCUUAUGCGUUGAUGAUAGCAUUGGUUCAAAGGACCGCACCGGACUAAUAGCAGGUUUAACUUGUGGGAUUGGUGCAACACUAAUCGCAGCCACCAUAGCCUUUCUACUCUACAAGCGCCACAGGCGCAUCAAAGAAGCACAAGCGCGCCUGACGAAAGAGCGCGAGGAUAUCCUAAAUGCCAACGGAGGCAGAGCCGCUAAAGUCUUCACCGGGAAUGAGAUCAAAAGAGCAACAAACAGCUUCUCCAAAGACCGGCUCCUAGGCGCUGGUGGAUACGGCGAAGUCUACCAAGGUACUCUUGUAGACGGCACUGUCGUGGCUGUCAAGAUUGCUAAGAUUGGAAACACCAAAGGCAUUGACCAAGUUCUCAACGAGGUCCGAAUUCUGUGCCAAGUUAACCACAAGAGCCUUGUCCACCUACUCGGCUGCUGCGUCGAGUUAGAGCAGCCUAUUCUGGUCUACGAGUACAUCGAGAAUGGAACCCUUCUCGAACAUCUGCAGGCUCGAAAACCUGGUGGCUGGAAACAUCUUUCGUGGAUGCAACGUCUCCAGAUUGCGCUUGACACGGCCGAGGGUCUUGCUUAUCUCCAUUUCUCAGCUGUCCCUCCAAUAUAUCACCGUGACGUGAAGUCUAGUAACAUUCUGCUUGAUGAGAGGCUGAAUGCCAAGGUUGCGGAUUUUGGGUUAUCGCGGUUGGCUCACACGGAUUUAAGUCACAUAUCAACGUGUGCUCAGGGAACUCUCGGAUAUCUUGAUCCCGAAUAUUAUAGGAAUUAUCAAUUGACGGACAAGAGUGAUGUUUAUAGCUUUGGAGUUGUGCUCUUGGAGCUGCUGACAUCUCAGAAAGCUAUAGACUUCAACAGGGAAGCGGAUGACGUGAACCUGGCAGUUUAUGCGCAGAGGAUGAUGUUGGAGGAGAGGUUGGUGGACGUGAUUGAUCCGUUGCUGAAAGAGGGAGCGAAUGCUUUGGAGCUGGACACGAUGAAGGCGUUGGGGCUCCUGGCGUUGGGUUGCUUGGAGGAGCGUAGACAGAACCGGCCUUCGAUGAAAGAAGUCACCGAGGAGAUUGAGUACAUUGCAAGCAUUGCCACAGCUAAGGCUGUAGAUACCUAGUUUUUGUUUACCAGAGUUCUGCUCUGUACAGCUUGAGGAGCAGGUUUUUUAACCCAAAUAAAGAGGCAGUUUUGCUCGCUGAAAUAGGAGUAUGUUUUUUUUUUAUGAUUUCAAGGUUUAGGGUUUAGUUACGUGUCUUAAAGAGUGGGCAUACCCAAAAAGAGGAGAAAGUAUGGUAUUCGUCUACAUCACUCGUCAUCUAUGUAUCAAUAGUUUACAACACAGUCAGUUACGUGAUAAGUGUCUCUUGCCGAAAUAAAGAGGAGGGUUUGCUUGUUGAAA